GUAGAUUUUUAAUACAUUCUUCACCAUCUGGUUUACAUAGAGCCACUGCUUUUCAGGGUUCAGAGCAGGCGCGGGCCAAGACCCCAGUACAUGCACCGCCCGUAGGAAAUAGCUAUCCAGGCGGUGUUUUGCAUCCGUGUACUGACAGUGGCACGCGCCCACUCAAAACAAAAGGAAGUCGGCUAUAAUCAAUGAUUUAUAGAAACCCGAGGCCGAGUAGUCCUCAAAUGUGAACAUUUACACGGAAUUUAGAUUUUGACGUUUAUAUUUGACUGAAUUUGGACUAAAUGAUAUUUCGAUUGCAAUCACAUAAUGCUAUCAAUGGUAGUAGUAUGAAAAGGCUUGUGUUGAAAGGACCACUCUGCCAGAGCUGUAGGGCCUUGGGGCUCCAGUAGAGGAUGUACCGUAGUGGGGACAGGGACUUCCAGACUUCAGCGCAGAGGAUGGGUACAUCCUUGAUGUUCCAGUUGUCUGUUCAUGAGCGUGAGCAGGACUUGGUGUUAUUGGACCACAGCUAUGCCAAGCCAUGGAAUGUCCACCCGGACGCCAGCAGUGCCCGGCCCACGCGCAUGCUGUUCGUCACACCCCGUCGCCAACCUGAUGCCACUCCGGAAUCAGAUCUGUCAAUAGAUGUGGAAUCUGUCACGCCUACACCUAUUCCACUCUAUGACAACCAGAAAGCACGCAGUGUUAUGAAGGAGUGUGAGCGACAUGUUUUAUUUGCUCGCACAGUUGCCGAUGGUCCCCCACCCCCUGAUGACUGGGACGAACGCAUCAACAAGGCUGGAUGGUCGGUCACUCAAAACAAGUUAUUUAAUAAGGUGCUGAAAGCUCUGCAAGCUGAAAGACUGGCCCGGCUUGCCAAUGAAAAUGCAUCCAAUGAGCCAGUAUUGCGCAGGAUUGCUGUGGACAAAUGUGCCCGGAAGGUGCGCCAUGCACUGGCCAGUGUCAACUGGGACACCAAACUGACCCAGUGGCUACACAGCACCCUGAUAGAGUCUCUCAGUCUGGCCAUGCUGGCUGCUUACCUGGACGUACUGCAGACACUCAAGAGCAAGUUGCCCUUGCUGAUUGACAGGAUGCUGCUGACGUCGUCAGUAAAGACUGGAGCGGCUGGUGCAGAAGCCCUCUCUCUGCUCCUGAAGAGGCCCUGGGAUCCAGCCGUGGGCGUUCUGUCUCACAACAAACCGAGCAAGCUUCCUGGCUCCCCACUCAUCUUAAUUGUACCAUCAGGUCCCACCAAUCCUGCUCUUUCUACCCCACGCCGAUUUAGAUUUUGGCAGUCACAACUCUCCUGCUUGGGAAAGGUCAUCCCAGUAAAUACCCAUGUAAACAGUGGAGCCAAUGUGGGCAUCACUCAGUGUCUGGAGCACUUGUUGGCCACAGCCCGCGCCAAAGUCAUGGAGGUCCACAGUCACUUCCCUCACAAACCCAUUAUCUUGGUUGGCUGGAAUGUGGGAGCUCUCAUCGCCUGUCACGUCUCCCUCAUGGAGUACCUGACCGCUGUGGUGUGUCUUGGCUUUCCUCUGCUAACAAUCAAUGGGUCAAGAGGGGAUGUGGACGACCCCUUACUGGACAUGAAGACCCCAGUGCUGUUUGUGGUUGGUCAGAACGCUCUGCAGUGUGGCACAGAGGCCAUGGAGGAGUUCCGAGAGAAACUUAGAGUCGACAACAGCAUGGUGGUGGUGGGGGGAGCUGAAGACAACCUCAGAAUCAACUCAACAAAGAUCAAAUCAGAGGGACUAACACAGACCAUGGUGGAUCGCUGCAUUCAGGAUGAGAUAGCAGACUUCCUGUCGGGAGUGCUGGAGCGGGCGGAGAGCCACGGCCACGGCUCCGGAGAGCUGAGGGACCUGGACACAGAGAAGAAGAAGCAGCCCUGGCGGGAGUUACCCUUUGACCUGGAGAGGGCCCGCCCCUCUUCCCCUGCCCUCAGAGUACCCAUCUCAGGCUCCGAGGACCGGUCCAGUGUAUGCAGCAGUCCCACCUCCGGCCCAAAGCCAAAGACCUCGGGACUGUCCCCGGCACAGAAGUCCAGCCUGAUCACCGCCACACAACUCCUCAAGACCCAUAUGCAGCGGUCUGGGACGGUGCUCACACACAAGCAGGCACAAGCCCAGUUUGCUGCUUUUAUGAAACAAAACAUGCUUGUGAGGAAAAAUCUUCCCCCUGGCGCUCCCUCCUGUAUCUUUGUGCCUGUAUCCAGUGAGCAGACUGAGAGCCUGGAGAGAGACGAGCUGAAGGCCCAUCUGAAGAGGAGGCAGACGCCCAGCCCUACUCCCACCAAGGCCUCAAAGAGAGCCAAGAUCAAGGUGACCAUCCUGCAUGGAGAGACCGCAGGGGGCGCUGUCAGCUCUGCAGCACAGGAAGUGGCACCCUCUGGGAAGCCCCUGACUGUGACUGUGGGACAGACUGUGUCUGGAGCCAAGGAAGUCUCUGGACUCCUCACAGCCCCGCGGUCUGGUAGUCUGACAGGGGUGUCUAGUGCCCAGAGCUCAGGUUCCAGCUCUUUCCACAAUCUGCAGAGUUGCAUGGUGUCAGGGUCCUCCUCACAAGUCCAGGUGCAAGCUCCUGCUACUGCCCAAGCACCUUCUGCCAGCAGCCUCCUCCACGGCCUAAGUUUCAGUCUACAGGAGAUAGUGACCAAAUCCCCUAGCCUGCCCAGCACAACAGCUAGCAUGGGCAGCAUUCAGGCCCUCGGUAGGAAGCCCCAGGGUCAGGUUCUUAACUCCAAAGGUACUGGCAGCAGCACUCUGAUCCGGGCAGUGCCUGUGGUCUCCACUGGAGGGCUGACCAAGACAACUGCCAUCCACCAGCUACUCAACAACGGCGGGCUGGCCAAGCUGGCGAGUGGCCUCCCCGGCCUGCCACACAUCUCCACCCAGAGCGCCGGUACGUCUCGAACUGCCAGACCACGGCGGCCACGCUGAAUGCCCGGGGUUAACUCCUUAACCCCUUGUUUCGGGAAAGCUAGAAUUGCAGGACGGGCCCUAUUGCCAGUUCACUUUGGCCACACUACAGAUGGGUGACACAGAUAGUGGACAGCAUGAUCAGUAAUGUGUAUGCAGAUAGUCAUCUAUGAAGAUCCUAGGUGUUGUCAGUAUCUGAAAAGCCAGACUUGCAGCCGUGUAAUAUCGAGUAUAUAGAUUUGUAUUGUACGGGAUGUGUUUUUGUACUUUGUACAAAUGUUCAUGUUUGGAAAGAGCCAUAAAGAAAACCUCAAUGAAUACCAUGAUCCGGGGGGAUGUGACAUUAGAAUUAGGUUUGAUGAAGUCAAGUUUAAUAGUUAUUGUUCCUGAAUCAAUGGAAGUCUGCAGGUAUGUCAAAUGUAAAUGUUCGAAAUGCUGACAUGAGAAUCCGUCAAUGGCAUGUUCAUAUUUGCGUGAUGUUGCUUUGAAUACAUGGAACUCUUGAUACAAAAUCGAUAUCACAAGAAUUGUGAAUCAGGAGGGCCAAAAAUGAAUGCAUUUUAAUAAUGACUAAAUGUCACAUGACUACAGAAUAUGUCAAUGGCCCUGUUCAGAAUGAAUUUCUUCACCACAUACGUCCACUCGGUAAAGAUAGUCUUCAUGUUACAAUAUUAUAUAAAUCACCUGCAAGCAGCAGCCAUACUUCCAGAUGCGCACAAGGACCCACAGACUCACUUUGGAGGGAAUAGAAGAGUUGAAGGCAAUAAUAUUCACAUCCGGCAUACCAUCUCUGUUUCUAUCAUUGCAAUAAAGACUGGAAAAUAA
Salmo salar (Atlantic salmon) is the source of this 3734-nucleotide messenger RNA. Its product is annotated as KAT8 regulatory NSL complex subunit 3. Lineage: Eukaryota; Metazoa; Chordata; Actinopteri; Salmoniformes; Salmonidae. Gene Ontology annotation, biological process: positive regulation of transcription by RNA polymerase II. Gene Ontology annotation, cellular component: NSL complex. The record is from RefSeq and is a predicted model, not a curated record.